Messenger RNA from Aspergillus pseudonomiae, 483 nucleotides. RefSeq lists its product as uncharacterized. The record is from RefSeq and is a predicted model, not a curated record. Bases 1 to 483 code for a protein of 160 amino acids. The transcript has a single exon. NCBI's taxonomy places the organism in Eukaryota, Fungi, Ascomycota, Eurotiomycetes, Eurotiales, Aspergillaceae.
AUGUCUCUUGCUCCAAACUCCCUCUAUAUCGCCCUCUACAUCCGCACCGACCCACCAAUCCCGGACAACUUCCAUUGGGCCCUUUACCUUCAUCAUCACGAUACAGGAACAAAAUAUCAUAUCACAAAUGAAAGUACCGGUUGGAUCGCCGCGCAUGCUCCGGAAUCCGCCAUCUUGAAGUCCUUUCUCUUGGUCGGCCUUAUCCGUAUCGCAGAUUUACCUUCUUCUCAGAGAGUCUUGAGCGAAGCAGACCAGUUGAUACGCAGCUACGAUGAUCAGGUCAAUGAGAUGGGGGUUACGUGUCGGACUUGGUUGUUGAAAGUACUAGAGCUGCUGAAAAAGAGGGACUUGCUUUGUGAGGGGAAGCACUUGGAUUUGGGGGCUCUGGAGAGGGAGGUGAUGGAUUGGGGGAAUGAGGAGGCGGGGGAUGCUGUAAGGAAUGUGCAGCCUAGACCUGUCGGGGUGUCGAAGGUCUGUGGGUGA